Messenger RNA from Oryzias melastigma (Indian medaka), 1437 nucleotides. It is a transcript of the gene cabp5a, whose product is annotated as calcium binding protein 5a. The transcript has 7 exons. NCBI's taxonomy places the organism in Eukaryota, Metazoa, Chordata, Actinopteri, Beloniformes, Adrianichthyidae. Gene Ontology annotation, molecular function: calcium ion binding. The record is from RefSeq and is a predicted model, not a curated record. Bases 209 to 718 code for a protein of 169 amino acids.
CGCGGCGGGCAGGACAGACGGGGUCUCUGCGCUCUAAGAGGCCAAGCUGUCUUGGCUGAAGAGAGACGGCUCUGAUUCUAAGAGGAAGAGCAAGAAACAGAAGGAGAAAGGAGAACCUUCUGAACCGCAGGAGUCAGCUGCUGAGUCGGAACCACAGGGUUCAUGUGUGGCGCGCUUGACUGAUGAGGACAAAUCACCUGAAGAAGAAAUGAGUUUUGGAGCAGCGUGCAUUUUCCUGAGAGGAGGGAAAAACAUUUCCAGAGAGCUGGCUGACGAUGAGAUUGACGAGCUGCGUGACGCUUUCAAUGAGUUUGACAAAGACAAGGACGGGCUGAUCAGCUGCAAGGAUCUGGGGAACCUGAUGAGGACCAUGGGCUACAUGCCCACGGAGAUGGAGCUGAUCGAACUCAGCCAGAACAUCAACAUGAACCUUGGUGGCCGGGUUGACUUUGAGGACUUUGUGGAACUGAUGGCUCCAAAGCUCCUGGCGGAAACAGCUGGGAUGAUCGGCGUGAAGGAGCUCAAAGAUGCCUUUAAAGAGUUCGACAUGGAUGGAGACGGAGAAAUCACAACGGAGGAGCUGCGAGCAGCCAUGAACAAGCUGAUGGGAGAGCACAUGAGCCGCCGAGAGAUCGACGCCAUUGUGAAAGAGGCAGACGACAACGGAGACGGAACCGUAGACUUCGAAGAAUUCGUCCGAAUGAUGUCUCGUCAGUGAUGGAACACCUUUCAAAAAUGCUUAUUUGCACCUUUAAAAUCAGCUCAAAUGUUCCUUUCGGUACCCUUUGAAUCAAUAACUUAUUAAAAGAACACCUACUAAAGUCCUCUCAAGACAAUAGAAACAACUUCAAAAUGAUUUCAUGAGAGAUUGUAAAGAUUUUGUAAAGAAAAGAGGCUAAAAAGUGUAUUAAUACCGAAACGAGUGUUUUGUUUGUACUGUACAUAAAGAGGGAUUUUUAAACUGGUUUAUUGGGAUGAAGAUUUUUGAAAUAAACAUGUUACUGAUGAAAAAUCUGUGUUUUCACAUUCAUUUUUAUAACUCUUUAAAAAAAUAUGAUGAAUUACAAAAUGUGACGAUCUAAAAUCCAGAAUGGAAAUAAAAUGUAAACAAAUAAAUUAAUGUAUUUUAUGUGGGAUGCUCAUUUUUAAGUGAAUUUAAAAUUAUAUAUUUGACUAAUUUGAUUAAUUUAGAGAUUUGUGUCAACAUUUAUAAAUACAAAUUUGAAAACCUAUUGGAUUUAUAAAAUAUAUAUAUAUAAAGCCUCUAUAGGCAGGGUGUAAAAUGAACAUCACUAUUAAAAAAAAUAAAUAAAUAAAUAAAAAAAUUUAGUUUGAGUCAUGAGUUACGCUCAAAACGUCAACAGAACAUGGAGAAUUUAAACAUGAUUUCUAUACGUUGUAUUUACUUCAUGUUGAGUAACAUUGAACAGAUAAAGC